ACCAUUCUAUCUAAAGCCGUGGCAAAAACUAUAGUAAAUUAUAGUGUUGCAGUAACUAUUUACUAUACCAUUGAGUAAAGAACUAUACCAACGAUCGGUGGAAAACGGAAAUAGUUACCUAUGGCGCUUAUUCGUAAAAAAAGAAUCACUCGAUUUUAAUACCAAUAUAAUGACGCGAUGCACGAUAACAAAUACGUUUAUUUAUUAUUGUAAUCGCCCUGUACACACGUGUUAAGAUAUUCGCGUGUGUCGUGCUCGUGGUGCGGCCCGGGAUUGGUGCCGGUCAUAUGGCCGAGAAAAAUCAAUAAGCAUGUGCGCGACCGCGUUCAACACUUCAGCGGGAUAGUCACAGUCCUCUGUGUGCACGCCGCGGUGUAACAACUGCCAACCGCAAUAACGGUAUAGCCGCGGUCGGGUACACAGCUAUUAUAACCGUGUGUAACCAUUGCUGACCGACGACGACUGCAGAACAAAUCGUAUUUCGGUAUGGCGUGCUCGCUCUAUUCGACAUAGUUUUUAGCACCGAGAGCUCGUCCGCCAUUCGUCGUAACCCGUACGCGCGCGAUAUUAUGACCACGCCGCCGCCACGACAGCCGCUGCAGUUCCCGUCUCGUCUCCCCGACCGGAAACCGUCGCCGAGAUCAACGGCGUUUGCGUCUGCGACGGCACACGAUAUUAUGACGAUAUAGUACACGGCACAUCGUACAUUGCGUUAUCGAUAUAAUAUUAUAUUAUUAUUGUUCGUCGGGUUUCGCGUGUCCUCGAGGAUCGCGUCCAUGUCAGGCGAGCCAUGAGGCUUAUUAUUCCAUGUCAUGGUGGUAGUGAGAGUGCAGAGAGCCCGAGUAUUUCGCUACACGCCGACCGCAAAGAUCUGGGCAUGGACAGUCAAGGUGCUUCCGUUCGUGUUAGUGUUGCUCGUCGUUUUCGCCAUGUGCUUCAUAGCCAUAACUCGCGCUCCAACUUUACAAAAACGAAAUUCUCUGAAGGUCAACAGCUUACAUGUGGCAAAAUUAAAACCAGAUCCAGCUAGCAGUGCACAGAAUAAAGAUUUCCAGUUAGAACGUUUGUUGAAGUCGAAGCCACCAAACCUUCACUUGUUCGUCACUCAGUUGAAGAACGAAGCUAACGGAUAUUGUUCGGGAAAACUAGCAGAAUUGCAAAGGAAUGCAGAAAAAUCAAAUAUAAUUUCAGAACGGUUAGAACCAUGUCGACCAAAACCAUGGUGCCCAAAAAUACCACCAGUGUUAUACGGUGCUGAGAAGUUGGAUAGCGUCGCCGUUAAUAUGACCGAAGAGGAGAUCGUGGACGCGGUUGGAUCAAUGGGCGUGGGCGGUUCUUGGGCACCGGAUGAUUGUAAAGCCAGACACUCGGUGUGCAUCAUUAUACCAUACAGGGACAGAAAGGAUCAUUUAUGGACAUUGUUGUACAGGCUCAUACCGGUGUUGAAAAGACAACAGUUGGAUUUCAAAAUAUUUGUCGUCGAACAGGUCAGCAAUGCAACGUUCAAUAAAGGGGCAAUUAUGAAUGCGGCUUUUUUGACGAUUUACCGUACGUACGGCCUACGUGCUGAGGGUGAUUGGCAUAAAGGGCUGUACGGCUGCUAUGUCUUCCAUGACGUGGACAUGUUGCCAGAGGACGACAGAAACAUGUACAGUUGUCCGGAAUUUCCCAGACACUUGUCGGUGGCCGUCAACGAAUUUAAAUAUCAAUUACCUUACCACAAGUUGGUGGGCGGCGUGUUCAACAUAAGACCGGAUCAUUACUUCCUCGUCAACGGCUACUCGAAUCUGUUUUGGGGUUGGGGUGGUGAAGACGACGAUAUGGGAUAUAGGUUGGAACAGGUCGGCUUGCCGAUCACCCGGCCGCCCGAGCGGUUGGCCCGGUACACGAUGGUCAAGCACGUGAAGCGCAAACCUCUCGCCCACGCCGUCCGACUCAAGUUAGUGCACACCAGCCAGAAACGUUACAGGGCUGACGGGCUGAACACGCUCAAGUACGAAGUUUUCCGGGUGGACACCGAGAAGUUGUACACCCGGAUACUGGUGGGUGUCGGUGACAUGCCCGAAUACGUCCGAUCGUUCGAGGUCGCCCGGCGGACCAUCACCACGGUGCAGAACAAAAGGUGGAAGUGAUCGAGCACUAUAUUUAGAAUAAUAUAAUAUAUAAUAUUAUGCCGUAGUAUAUGGGUACGUUCAUUAAUUGGAACGUCGGUAACCUUACCUAGUAUAUUCGUGUUGCAGUGUGAAUAUUUCAGUGCAGUUCAUUUAUUUAUUUUUUUAAUGACGUAUUAUUAUCCCGGUAAAAUAAGGAUGCCAUUUAAGUCACAUAAUAUCGUAUAUAAAAAAAAUAAAAUUGCACUUAAAAAAUAUUCACACUUCAUCAUGCAGAACUAGGGUUACUAUUAUACUCCGUUUAAUUAACACACUUCACUUUAUAUGACCCAUAUAUUAUACGAAUAUGACCUUAUAUAUAUUUUAUAUUUCUGUAAUACUGUUAUAGUUAGUGUAUACCAUGCCGCGUAUAAUAAUUAUAUUAUAUACAUACCUAAUAUAAAUAUAUAUAAUAUUAUAACGUGCAACGACGUGACAUAAUGGGUGAGGUCCAGUGGUCCUACAAUUUUUUUUUGAUUAGUAGAAACAUUUAUCAGUAAAUAGUGGCUCUAAUAUUGUAUCAAGAAUGAUUUUGUAUAUUUUUGUUAAAAUAUUAAAAAACAACUGUGGACCCCCCCCCCCACCUAUUUGUUUUCAGUCGGGGUCUUUUUGAUACGUACGUAUUGAUAUUAUGAUAUCGUUGAGUAUAUAGAUAGUUAUUAUACAUAUAUAGAAUGUAACAGGCCCUAUCCUAAAGAUUUUUUUUUAUUUUUGUCCAAUGUACAGUGGGAUAUGUGUUGAUGACUGAUACUCUGAAGAGGGGGUAGUAGAGGUAAUUCUUAAGAGCCACGCAGUGCCGUGCUAACUCUCAUUGGUGCCCUUGGGCAAUUUUAUUUGGUGUCCCUAAUAAACAUACAUGUUUAAACAUUUUCCGCCCUUUAAAAUGUUGCAAGUCUGGCCGCACUAGGGCACUUGCCCUAUUUGCCACCCCCUUAGCACGGCUUUGGAGCCACAAGUGUUUAUUAUUUUGAUAUUUUACGAUACAAUAUCAUUAUCAUAUCAUAAUAUAUAGGAUUACGAGAAUGUUGGAAUUGGAAAGCUUAAAGUUAUCUUCGUCCCUUCGGUCAUGAGAUUUCCAAACAUAUACGGUUAUAAUAUUAUUAUUAUUAUUUUAAUUCGUAUUAUAGCGGCGCAGUGGUUAUGUGAAUCGAAAGAAUAGGCAGGUGGUACAGGUUUAGAUUAUUAUAUUCUGACUUUGCCCACACGAUCGUUAGCCAACUGCUUACCGUCCACUUUGGGUUCUAUUCGGUUUGUUGGAAUAAGGCCUGUUACAUAUUAUUAUAUUAUUACAGUAAUAUUGUUUUAUAAUACUAGUGCUAUCUAUACUCAACAUUAUACUUGGUAGUUAGUAUAUUAUGAUAAGUACUUUAUAAGCCGUGGAUACAGUAUAUCUAAUUACGGCUAUUCUUAUCUGCGUAGUAGGUAUACCUAAAAAUACACACUGUUAUGCUAUUUAAGUGCGUACACAUAAAAUGUAAUCUUAAAAUACGAAUAUAUUUUAAUAUAUUUUAAUAUAUCGUAUAGUGUAUAAAUGUACACUAUACGAUAUACAUAAUAUAUUUAUUAUUUAUUUUUGUAUAGGGUUUUUGUACCUGUUGAAACUCGUAUAUAACUAUUAAAUUAUUAUGUAAUGUAAAAUGUAUAUACCUAUCACCUAUAAUCUGUAUAUUUUAUAUUAUGUCGUAGGCCUUUUGAAAAAUUCGACUUUUUAACCAAAGCCCAUUGCAACGUUUGGAAUAAAUUUUAACUAUUUAUAAGUAUUUUUAGUUCCUCCGAUUACAUCGGUUGAUUUUUAGGCCUAUUAUUGCAACGACAUGUUCGGUCUUUUGCGGAAAUAUUUGUAAAAUAUGCUUAUUUUUUUUUUUUAAACAGAAGCUGACAGGUAUAAUUAUUAAAUAAUAUUAAUCAAGCUAACAAUAUGUCUAUAGAUGUAUUACCAAUAGUAAACGUGAAUGAAAUAGAAAAACCUUAUUAUUAAUACUAUUAAGUUAUUAUCAAACAUUCAAACAGUAUUAUACGUAUCAUAUUAUCACGUAUAUGUACUGCAGUUAUUAAAUUACUACUUUUUUGUUUACUCGAAUACGUUGUUUUCUCAUUGUGGCUAUUGAAUAAUAGUAUUAUAAUUCCUACAGUAACGGACUGUCCCAUUGCAAUAAAUGACCUAAAAUGUACACGUUUUUUCCAAACGAAAUGCGACGUACAUAUUAUUAUUAUUAUUAUAAUACGCCUAUUAUACAUUAUUAUUAUAUUCGUUUGAAUAAAUCGUCCUCCUAUUAUUAUUAUUAUUAUAAUUAAUAAUUAUUAACUAUUAUAGUUUGGAAACCGUUGUUGAAUUAGCAUAUAAACAGAAUAUGUUUAUUGAAAUUAUGUUAUUUUUAAUAUAUUAUACCGUGUUCUUUAAUA
Metopolophium dirhodum (rose-grain aphid) is the source of this 4553-nucleotide messenger RNA. Its product is annotated as beta-1,4-N-acetylgalactosaminyltransferase bre-4-like. The record is from RefSeq and is a predicted model, not a curated record. NCBI's taxonomy places the organism in Eukaryota, Metazoa, Arthropoda, Insecta, Hemiptera, Aphididae. The transcript has 7 exons. Gene Ontology annotation, biological process: glycosphingolipid biosynthetic process; carbohydrate metabolic process. Gene Ontology annotation, molecular function: N-acetyl-beta-glucosaminyl-derivative 4-beta-N-acetylgalactosaminyltransferase activity. Bases 813 to 2132 code for a protein of 439 amino acids.